CGCUAGCAGGCCUACAGUAAAUUGUAGAUGGAGCCAAAGUAGUGUAGACGCAUGACUACACUAUUGCAAAAACAAUACGAGUUUUCAAAGACAGAGGAACGGACUUGUUUUGGUGCAAGCAUUGCAGGAGGGAUACCACAGCCAAACAGCACUUUCCAAGCUGAGUUCCUGUCAAGAAAGAUUCCCUUGGAAAGCUGCUGAAUUGUAGGAACAGCUGGUCAGCAGCCUGAGAACUACUGGAGAUCUUAUCUCUUUCCUGCUGGACCUUGUGCUCUGAAUAGCAAUCUAAUGCCCAGACAGUGAGAAGAAAGAAUUCUGUCCCCACAAAGUGCUCAGCCUAUUAUGAACAGGAGCUCCUGCUCUUCACCAGAACAUGUGACUGGCAGGGCGGACUCUGAAAGUGCACAGGUAAGAAGAGACACGGUCUCUUGCUGCCUCAAGGAGCAUCAUUUCCCUGCCAGCCCAUCAGGAUCCCACCGAGAAUUGGAAGCUAUAGCCACCAAAGAAGCUGAAGAGAAGCAAAACAGGGAUAUAGUGCAAGAAAAGGAAGAACAGUUGAUGGAAGAAAGGAAAAAGCGGAAAGACGAGAAGAAAAAGAAGGAAGCUGGUUUAAAGAAGGCCUCUGAACAAAAAAACAAAGUGCCAGAACAUAUCAAGUCCAGUUUAAGCCAGCCUCAGCCUGCCAACCCGAAGAGCGACGCCUCCACUGUAACCAGCAUCGUCAGCAAUGCCAAGCGGGCCCAAGCCAGCAGCCACCCGCAAGUCCCGCCUCGAUACCCGCCCCGCGAAGUUCCGCCACGUUUCCGCCAGCACGAGCAGAAGCAGCUGCUGAAACGCGGACAGCCUCUCCCCAUUCCUGCUGCCACCCUGGGAUCUCGAGCUCCGCUCACCACCGCCCAGCCAGGGGGCGCUGUACUAGCCUGCGAGGCGCCUUUCCAAAAUAGCACCAACAGCAACCUCCCAGGCAUGCCUCCCAUACGGGAUUUGGCCAGCCACUCCCCUAACCAGACAGAAUUAAAUCACAGUGCUCUUGGCUCUCAUUAUGAAAAUUCCCAUUGGAGUUCUGGUUCACCUGGCAGCGAUUCAAACACCACUUGGGAUAAAGUUAUUGUAGACGGCUGCGACAAGGAAGCCUGGCCUUCUAUCACUGGUAGUGACCCAGAGUUAGCCACAGAAUGUAUGGAUGCUGACUCUGCCUCAAGCUCUGGGCCUGAGAAAAACCUUAGUAUAAUGGCUUCUGGGAGCACUGGCGGUGACAGCAAUGGCAAUAGACAAGGAAAUGGACAUGGUUCUCAUUUUAUGGUUGCAAAUGGCAGCAAUAAUGUGGGCAAUGGGAGUAUUAAGGGACCCUGGGGCUUAUCCCAUGGCUCGAUGCUAAGCACAUGUCAAAGCCCUGGGGAGAGUCCCAAUGGCAAAUUAACCGAAAGUAGCCAUGGUAAAUUAAAUGCAUGGGGCACCCUAGGUUCCUCAACCAAUGGAGGUAUAAAUCCAAGCACUUUGAACCCAAAUGCCAACCAUGGUGCCUGGCCUGUUUUGGAAAACAGUGGGCAUAAUCCACAUGGGCCUGUUGGGAAUGGGAACAGCGGCACCAAUACUCAACGUAGCACCAUAGGUCAAACGCCCAGCAGCCAGAGUAUUAACUCUAAGAUGGGCCUCUCUACCCACACACCCUGGGGAAGCCUCCAGGACAACAAUGCAGAGUCUGAAGUCAAUGGUACAAGUAAGGUUUCGUUAAACGGGCAACCUCAAAACCUUAACACUGAAUUGAAUGGACCAAAUAACACUACUAACAUGAUGACCUCUAGUUUACCAAACUCUACUGGUUCAAUGCAGAUGAAUGAACUUCCCACAGGGCACCGAGCCUGGCACGUGGGUACUGGGAGCUCGCCUCAGCUCCAGGCCUCUUCAGUUUCUAAUGGCACUUCCAUUUCUCAGCAUGGCAACAGCGAGGGAAUAAACAGCGGGUCUUAUGGCACAGCAUGGGGAACUCCACAAGACACCAAUUACUCUGGAGACAAAUGCUCUGUCCCUAAAGGCCAGACUGUUGGCGACACUGUGAAUGCAACUCUAAUGCAGUCUGGGGUGAAUGGAGCAACUGCAAGCGCUACUUUUAAGAAUAAUAAUAAUAAUGGCAUGGCGGUGCGUGGUGGAGGGUGGGGCUCUGGGCCUACAGCCUCCCAAAAUCUGCCAUGGGGAGCAGGGAAUGGCGUCGGCCCCACAGGGAUCCCUCGCCCUUGGGGUAGUGCGUCAUCAUCCUCGUCUUCAUCAUCCUCCUCCUCCUCUUCAAACACUGGCACUAAGAUCUCAAAUGGGGAAUGGAACACUCUGCCUAGCAACAAUCAGCAUUCCAAUGAAGGCAUAACCGGGAGCAGGAAGGGAACAAAUGGAUGGAUGUCCCUGGAGGACGAUGCUCUGGGUGAAGGGGGAGCCGGGCAGGUGUCCCAAAUAAACAAUCAGGGCGUCACGUGGGCCAAAUCCACCGGCAGUGAGGGUAGCAGCGAGAGCAGCCGUGGGGACAGAGAUGGACAGCGCACUAGCAACCGCAGGAAGCCGAACACCCAGGGCCUGGUGCAGACCGUCCUCACCAGGCCUGACCUGGACCCCCGAGUCCUUUCCAACACUGGUUGGGGUCAGACCCCUGUCCGGCAGAACACAACCUGGGACAUUAUGCCCGCCUCUAACUCUGAGAAAAAGGGUGACAAUGGGACAGACACCUGGGGCAGCUCAACCUCCCAGGCACCUAACUCAGGAGGGUGGGGCGAUGGGCCUGGCACCAACGGCAAAGAUUCCUCAUCAGUAUCUGGGUGGGCAGAUCCAAAGCCUGACCCUGGGUGGGGAGAAGCCAAAGGCCCCAGUGGUGAUGGAGGUUGGGAGGACAAUGCUGCUGCCACAGCAGUAGGGAAGAGCAAUCAGUCUUGGGGAAGCGUCAAGGAUGAGAAAGCUUCUACUUGGAACGAUGCACAAAAGGUCAAACAGGGAUGGACGGAAGGACAGAAGUCCAACCAGAGCUGGGGUGCUCCAUCUGGCGGCGAGGGGUGGGGAGCAGACCCCCCGCAAGGAAAUCACUGGGGCAAUCCCCCAAAGCCAGGAUCCGCAGGUUGUGACAGUGACAGUGACCGCUCGGGGUCUGGCUGGAGUGAGCAAGGCAGGUGCGGCACAGGCAACACCUGGUGCGGUAGUGGAGGGAGCAACACUCCCAACAGCGGUGGCCCAACUGGCUGGGGUGAACCUACCAAGACAAAUCACAAGCAAGGCUGGGGAGAACCUACUAAAACCAGCAAUCAGAGCCAAGGCUGGGGAGAGCCUCCAAAGCCCAGUCACUGUAGUUCAGGAUGGGGUGACUCCACUAAACCCUGCGAUGCCCCAGACUGGGGCAAGCCACAGGAUGCCCCCACAGGGCCGUCCUCAUGGGGAGUCACUAGUUCGCAGCCUGGGGCCCCUGGUCCUAACAAAUCCUCUGGCUGGCUGGGGGGCCCAAUGCCAUCUACCCUAAAAGAGGAGGAAUCUACAGGCUGGGAAGAACCCUCACCUGAAUCUGUCAGGCGCAAAAUGGAGAUCGAUGAUGGUACCUCAGCUUGGGGAGACCCCGGCAAGUACAGGUACAACAAUGUAAACAUGUGGAACAAGAACAGCGGGGGUGAGCAGGAAGCACCAAUGGCUCCUCAGCAGCAGCCGCAGCCACAGCCACACCCGCCACAGCCACACCCACCUCAGCCUGUCCUACCCCCAAAUGCAGGGCCCAGCAAGGACAAGACUUGUAACUUGGGGUGGGGAGAGCCAUAUGGAGCCACACAGAAAUCCGAGUCCUCAUGGGGUGAGCCUGCGGGGCCCCCUGUCUCUGUGGACAACGGCACAUCAGCCUGGGGCAAACCUGUAGACGCAGGGGCAAGCUGGGAAGAGCCUGGGAGGCAGAAUGCCAAUGCUGGCAGCUGGGGCGGCCCCACAGUGGGACAGCAGGCACAACACAAACCUGGACCCAAACCUAUGCAAGAGAACUGGUGUGGUGAGGAGACGUCCAUGUCGGGAACACGCCAUCAAAACUGGGAGGAAGAGGAGGAGGUGGAAAUCGGGAUGUGGAACAAUACCCCAUCUCAGGAGAUGAACCAGCCCGGGAACUGGUCCUAUAUGAAGAAGAUGCCUCCAAAGGUCAAUAAAGGAGGCAACAAACAAGAUGAUGCAUGGAUGAAUCAGUUUGUGAAGCAGUUCAACAACAUGAAUUUCACGAGGGAAUCUGAAGAAACUAUGAAGAACAGUAAGAUGGAUAUGUCUGGCGGGAUGUUGGCGGAUAAGCGCAUGGAGGUAGACAAACCUGUUCCAAAUAUGGGAGAAUACAACGGUGUGAUUGGAAAGAGCCCUGGAUCACGCCAUCAGAUGUCCAAAGAGUCUUCCAUGGAGCGAAGCCCCUAUUUUGAUAAGCUGUCUCUGUCCCUGUCUGUUCAAGAUGGCAUUGUAGCAGAAGAGCCCCAAAAUGUACAGUACUCCUCUAAUCAAAACGUGAAGCUUCCCCCUUCAAACAGUACACUACCUAAUCAAGGCCCUGGCUCCAUGCCAGCGGCAAGCCAUCAGAACUUGAAUUUGGUCAGGCAGAAUGUUAAUCCCAUGUUCAGUAGCAGUAAUGCAGCAGCACAAGGCAGGAGCACCCAGCAGCCUCCAGCACAACCUCUGAACUCGUCACAGCCUAAUCUCCGCACUCAAGUGCCUCCACCGCUGCUCUCCCCUCAGGUUCCCGCAUCAUUGUUGAAGUAUCCCCCCAAUAACGGCGGCCUGAAUCCUCUGUUUGGGCCCCAGCAGGUUGCCAUGCUGAACCAGAUUUCCCAGUUAAACCAGCUCUCCCAGCUGCAGCGCCUCCUCCAGCAGCAGCAGAAAGUGCAGAACCAGAGGAACAUGCCCAUCAGUGGGCGUCAGCAGGAGCACCAGGGCCGCCCUCUGGGCUCCUCCCAGCAGAUGAUGCAGCCCCCUCGCCACAUGGACCCUUCCGCAAUGAAACCGCAACCUUCCCCGUUGCCGCCGUCUCUACACCAGUCGGGCCUCAAGUCCUACCUGGAGAACUUCAUGCCCCCAAACGCGCCAGAGCUGCAGAAAGAGCAGAGUGCUCCCGGUUCAUUCAGUAACUUCCCUUUAGGUGGGUUCGCUCCCCCUCCUAGCGUAGGGCAUGGCGACUCUCUGUUGCACCAAGCUGCGAAGCACCCCAUGAUUCCUGCGCCGCACGCGUCAGGCUAUCCCCCAGCUGGCAGUAAUCACAGUCAUAGCUUCCAUAGCCCGCCCCAGAGCAACGGCCACGCCGCGCCGGGCUCACCCAUCCACCCCCGGGCUGGGAGGACGUUUGCCAGCCAUGAAAGCAACUGUGUGUCAGCAAGAGGCUUGAAUUCAAACAUGAAUGUAAUCAAUCUGGACAUUGGCAGUAUUAGCUACAAAGAGCCCCAGUCCCGGCUGAAGAAAUGGACUGCCUUGGACAUUUCCGUUAACUCACCACUUGAACAAAACUCCGGCAAACCUGGUGCUAUCUCCUCUGGACUGAGGCUUGAAGAUUCCCCCUUUGGUCCGUAUGACUUCAUGAAUACCAGUAACUCCCCUGUCAGCCCGCCUGGGUCUGUGGGGGACGGCUGGCCCAACCGUGCCAAAUCGCCACAUGGCUCCAGCAAUGUCAACUGGCCUCCAGAAUUUCGCCCUGGUGAGCCUUGGAAAGGAUAUCCAAACAUUGACCCUGAAACUGACCCUUAUGUCACUCCUGGCAGUGUGAUUAAUAAUCUCUCCAUUAAUACUGUCCGGGAUGUUGACCACCUCAGGGACAGGAACAAUGGGUCAACCUCAUCUCUGAACACCACGCUGCCUUCAAAUAGUGCCUGGUCAUCCAUUCGUGCCUCCAACUACAGUGGUUCCCUCAGCAGUACAGCACAAAGCACUUCAGCCAGAAACAGUGACUCCAAAUACACUUGGUCCCCUGGUCCGGUCACAAACACCUCUUUGGCUCACGAGCUGUGGAAGGUUCCUCUGCCACCGAAAGGCAUCACUGCUCCGUCCCGCCCACCCCCAGGCCUGACAGGCCAGAAGCCCCCGUCGUCCUGGGAAAACAACUCUCUGCGUCUGGGGGGCUGGGGUGGCUCCGACUCCAGAUUCACCCCUGGUUCCAGUUGGGGCGACAACAGCUCAGGGAGAACAACUAAAUGGCUUGUUCUCAAAAAUCUCACACCUCAGAUUGACGGCUCCACCCUGCGAACCCUGUGCAUGCAGCACGGCCCCCUGAUAACAUUCCACCUGAACCUGCCGCACGGCAACGCUGUAGUCUGCUACAAUUCAAAGGAGGAGGCGGCCAAGGCACAAAAAUCUCUGCACAUGUGCGUUUUAGGGAACACUACUAUUCUUGCUGAGUUUGCUAGUGAAGAGGAAAUCAGCCGUUUCUUUGCACAAGGUCAGUCCAUGACUGCCUCGCCCGGCUGGCAGACCCUGGGCUCCUCUCAGAAUCGGAUCGGAUCCAUCGAGGGUUCCCACCCUUUCCCCAACCGCAAUGAUCCAAACCACUGGAACGGUGCUGGGCUGUCGGGAGCUGGCAGCGGAGACCUCCAUGGCACUUCUCUCUGGGGCGCCCCUAACUAUUCCUCCAGCCUGUGGGGGAACCCCAGCAGCAGCGAGGGCCGCGGACUCAGCAGCCCAUCCCCCAUCAACUCCUUCCUCCCUGUUGACCACUUGGCGGGAGGUGGGGAUACCAUGUAACACACCUCUCACCCUCUGACUUAGGAACUGUGACCUCAGUGUGUAAUAAUAUUAACCGUAAUCCUAAUAAUUAGAAUAAGGAAACAAAUGGCACUAGUUUGACUUUUUUCCCACCUAUGAAAAAAGAAAAGAAAAAAAAAAAAAAACGGGGUCACCCUGUGGAAGCAAGUUACUUAUUUUCUGCACAUUUUUCCUCUUUCUUUUAGCCCAAAACAUAUCAGUUUGAAUACUUGAAUCAUGCAGGCCAAUAUUAUAAUGUGAAAAGGAUAUAUUUACACUUCCAGGUAGUGCUCUUCAUGGAAAAAAAUGCUUCAAAUGAGCUCAUUUGUUUAUUCAUCAUGUUUAUUUGAAUUCCAGUUUUUUCUUUUUAUUGCGUUUGUUUGCUGACAAUGUUGGAGUAUGAGCUUUUAACUUUGCACUGAAUGUGGUAUUUCUCAGUAUAAUCCGCAAUAUAGAGGGAGCCCACAGUUCCAGUGUAGUUGUUUACUCAAGGAUGUUCUUAAGAAGCGUGCGCUCUACUAUGCCUUGAUGUACGCCUACCUUAUUGUGGUAUUGUGGAGUUCAAGAUCAAGAUAUAAAUGCUGACUUAGGACUAUUUGACAAUAUUAAAGAAAUAAGUAUUGCACCAAUUGUUGUUUAAAACUAAAGAGUUUAGCUCUGCAGUGUAAAAAACUGUAGCCACAGCUGUGACUUGCAAACCCGACCUGCAAGCCAGGGGGAACAGCACUUUCAAAUAGGCUUUCAAUUUUGUUUUGGAGGUGCCACCGUUGUGCCCUCUUGUUUACAGACUUUUUGAGGAAAAAAAGUGUUUACUCUUCCUUCAUUUUAAAAUAAAAAAAUAUAUUUAAAAAAUCAACAAAAAAAAUAUAAAAUGAAAAAGUACUUUAAAAAAAGACAAAAAUGCAAAAAAAGGAAAAAAAUUAAAAAUGUAUAUUGAGGAUGAAGACGAAGCUUUCUAUCUCUGGGAAUACUGAUCAGUGUUUGGCCAUGUUUUGUUUUAUUUUUGUUUUUUUGUUUUGAUUUUUUGUUGUUUGUUUUUAAAUCUAUUACUCUCGUCUGCUAAAUAACGAGCAUGGUUCUCAGGAAAUAUACCCAGUUUCCCCAAGUAGAAACUCCUUGUAGGAAAAUCCAACUUUUAGCACUGAAACUACUUAUAGCUCUGUAAGUUUUUCUCUGCCAAAUAACUGCUUUAAGCUGGAGACAUUCUACAUACUGCUUUGAAAAAUGCUGUCUUUUUAUCAGUGAGUGGAGAUGGUUUUGCUGAAUCGCUAUAUUUGUCAUUUUCCUUCCCUUUAUUCCCAUUAUGGAGUGGCUCAAUGUUUUGCUCUUUGUGACUGUCAGAUUUAAUUGUUGUACUUUAAAAAAGACAAGUGGAAAUCGGUAACUAUGCAUACUGUAACCAGAUAUCUGGCUUACGGAAUCAUUUUUGUUUUGUUCAAAAUGUUUUAAAUGUUAAAUUGCAAAUGCUUUGUUUGCAAAACCUUUCUCCUUGCCACAAAUGGUGUUCUAUAAGAGUAAGAGAAUGUCUUGUUUGGUCAUUCAGAGACAAACGAGAUUGACAUUUUAACAGUGCAAAAGUCGCCCACAUUUCAUUGCCUUGAUUUAAAUUGUGUCCGAAGAUGCAACAAGUCAAGUGGCUUUUAACUGUUUACAAAUAGAAUGUGAUUGUAAUGUGUACAGUUUGGUUGUGUUGAAAUCUGAAGUUCCUCAAUAUUAAUAAAUCAUGACGUUUUGGCUGCUCAGUACGUUGUUGUUUGAACGCUGGUUUGUCUUUUGAAAUGCUGGGCCUCUAUCAUAGGGAGGCUUGGGAAGGCUAGAACAGUGGUGAAUGUAAUCCUUUGCUGGUAGUUCAAAUACAUACAGAAAACAAUGUGUGUAUAUUUACAUACAAACGAUAUAUACAAUAUUGAUUGUUUAGUUACUACAAUGAUGCACAAUUUAUAAAAGCUUCAAAGAAAGAUUUCAGCAUUAGGCUAAGCCAUGGACCUUAAUUUUGUUUUUUUAUUAUUGUUUUAGAUUUUUUUUUGUUGUUGUUUUUUUUUGUUUUUUUUUUUAAGUUAAAUUGUCCAUAUUGAUAAAUUGAAAGCAUUGCUUAAAAAAUACAUUGAGUAUUACCCAGACUUCAUAGAGGCAUGCCAGUGUUGAUCUGUUAAGUACAUGCUCUACCAAAUAUGAAUCAAACGAUUUCUCCAGAUGUUGCAUUUCUCAUUUUGUUAAAACAAUUUACUGAACAUUUAAACCAGGUUGAUCUUAGAAAUGUAUAAUAAGAUAUUGAGACAAAAAGCCUUGGAUUUGCACUUGGUGUGUGUAUAUAUAUAUGUAUAGAAUUGUUCCGCUGUACAUGGUACGUGUAUGCUUCCUAAACGGGGAGGAGCAUUGCGAUGGAUGUGGAGAAGGUUCUUGGGUGGCUGGCUUUGUUGUAGGCUUGUCGUGUUCAGUUCUUCAUGUACUUUGCUUUCCUUGGUUGUGGUGUUCAGGCAGUCCGGGUUUUCUCCAUGUCGACCAGCUCCAUUCCUUCACAGUAGGAGUGAGGACGAGGUGUCUUAGCCUGGAAAAUAAGCAGACGCCAAUAAGGCAUUAUUGCGGGUCUCGGUGGGCCUGCUGGAUUAUUUUGGAACGCCCUCGUUGCUCCUCUCGUACUGACUACAAGUGGCUCGGGUGCUUUGCUCUGAGGGGUUUACUUGACCAGGGUAGCCACUUCUGUUCCUUGUAAUCUUGAGGUGCACCAUCUUGAAGGUGUGCAACACUCUAACCGCAGGUCUGGGUUCGUGUAGCUGUGCUGAUUGCAGACACAGGCGUAUGUAUAUAUCAUUUCCCUGCCCCCAAUUGCUUAUGUUGUUCUGUAUUGGAGUGAACUGACGUAGAGUAGGGAAAAGCCAGUUGUAUCUACCCUGCUUUCUACUUUUACCUUAUUAUUAUGAUUAUUAUAUUAUUAUUUUUUGGCCUUUGGUUUUCUGUCAGCUUUAUUGUGCACCUAUGUAGAGCUGUUGAUGUUGGACAAUAUCUCCCAGGGAUGUUGUGUAAAACCCACUGUUAUGCCAAAUUGGGGAGGGAGAGGGAGGGAUGGGGGCAGAGGGAUUGGUUAUUUUGUACAAAUCUGGACAAUGUAUAUGCUUGAAAUGUCAUCUACAAAUAGCUACUGUGAUGAAGAAACAAAAAAAAAUGAGCAAUGUACAAUCCCCAUUGCUGCUCUGCAGUUCUUUUGUAUCGCCAUGUCAAAGUGGAGGAAUAAGGGUUGGCCAGACAUUCUACUUUUGUAUUAAGUAAAUGUGACUCUUUACUGAUGUAUCCUCUGAGUGAAUUUUAAACAGCCCUCUUUUACAUGGUUCCUACUGUUUAACAAUGUGCUGAGGCUAUUUACUUUUCAUACUGUGAGCAUUGCCGUCUUGUCCUUUUAUAAACCCUGUAAAAGCUUUAGUGAAAGCAGCACAAAGAACCAGAACAAUAAAAUCAAAAAUAGCCUGGACUUUUUUUUGAGAAGUUCCAUUAGAAGUCAGUCUAUGCAGUGUGAAGGUAACAAAGGCCGCUGUGUCCAUUUUGCUUUAAACAAUCCUUUAGUAAAAGCAGGAUUGAGAAGGUCAUUGAACAUGUGCCAUUAAAGUGUAUUUUGAAAAAUUGGCCAGUAGUAGCAUUUGCGAUGUAUUGUUCACAGAUUCCCCUAAGCCAGACUGGGACGGCAAAUGUACCUUUUUUUAAAAAUAAUAAAUAUAUCAAAUGUUGGGGGGGAAAAGGUUGAAGUGCUCACUUAUAACUUAUGCACAUUGCUUUGGUAGACUGUUUGAACAAUGUAUAGAAAACAAUACGUCUAAUUUACCUACUUAAAUGAGCAGGAAGUACCUUUUUGUGUCUUCUUGGGAUCAUUUGAGAAUUUUAUCUUGGGGAACUGCACUUUUUGAAGGACAAUCCUUAUUUGUAUCGGUAUACAUUUUGACUAAAGAAUAAGUAAUACAAGGUAGAAACUGUCAAUUGUGUGAUGAAUGUUUCCAUUGAUGCUGUCAUUUUAACUUUUUUUCUUCUGUGUUGCUUGCGUUUAAAUUUUAGUGCUAAUAUGUAAUAAUAAAUAGAUUAGAUAUUAGGUCUUUUGUUGACUGUACUUGUAGACUGAUUACUGUUUGUAAGGUUAUGCUGAUCUCUGCAUCAGAAUACAAAGCUGUAUAACUUGGGUGCAACCCACAAUAAAAUCCUAACAGUUA
This is a messenger RNA of Anguilla anguilla (European eel), 10904 nucleotides long. Its product is annotated as trinucleotide repeat-containing gene 6A protein-like. NCBI's taxonomy places the organism in Eukaryota, Metazoa, Chordata, Actinopteri, Anguilliformes, Anguillidae. Gene Ontology annotation, molecular function: nucleic acid binding. The transcript has 29 exons. Gene Ontology annotation, biological process: miRNA-mediated post-transcriptional gene silencing; positive regulation of nuclear-transcribed mRNA poly(A) tail shortening. The record is from RefSeq and is a predicted model, not a curated record. Gene Ontology annotation, cellular component: P-body; nucleoplasm. The coding region runs from base 343 to 6711 and encodes 2122 amino acids.